Molecule: messenger RNA, 1288 nt
Organism: Lemur catta (Ring-tailed lemur)
Lineage: Eukaryota; Metazoa; Chordata; Mammalia; Primates; Lemuridae
Gene: NPM2
Product: nucleophosmin/nucleoplasmin 2
Exons: 9
Coding region: 361-1068 (235 amino acids)
Biological process (GO): chromatin remodeling; positive regulation of DNA replication
Cellular component (GO): nucleoplasm; cytoplasm; nucleolus
Molecular function (GO): chromatin binding; RNA binding; histone binding
Source: RefSeq, a predicted model, not a curated record
CUUCUUACUGGGCGGGCCCUCGUGAAGUCGCUGGCCUCGUUCCUCCCCAGGGGGAAACUCGCCACCCUGGAAACACCUCACUGGAGGACGGGCCACCUGGGCCUUGGGAAAGAUCCACGCUUGAGGCAAGGGGCAAGAAAGGGAAGGAAGGAAGGCAGUGAGCCCCGAGGGGCCCUCCAAGCCGGGAGGGGAGUCUCUGGGCUGGGCGCCGGGGCCAGUGAAGCCCUUCGGCGACCAGUGGUUCUCCCGCGCGGUGCUGGACCAGCUGCACCGCGCUCACCUGGGACCUUGUUAGAAAUGCAAAUUCUCUCGGCCUCACCCAGACCUACUUAAGGGGAAGCAGUGGAGUGGCGCCCAGUAAUGCGCGCUUUAAUCAGCCUGCCAGCUGCCCGGUCACCCGUUCCUCGGCCCCGAGCCAUGAAUCUCAGCAGCACCAGCAGCACGGCCGAAAAGACAGUGACGACCGUGCUCUGGGGCUGUGAGCUCAGUCAGGAGAAGCGGACUUGGACCUUCAAGCCCCAGCUGGAGGGCAAGCCCGACUGCAAGCUGCUGCUUCACACGAUUUGCCUGGGGGAGAAAGCCAAGGAGGAGCUGAACCGCGUGGAGAUCCUGCCCCUCGCGAACGCGGAGGACAAGAAGGCGCAGCCGGUCACCAUCGCCUCGCUGCAGGCGUCGGUCCUGCCCAUGGUCUCCAUGAUGAGAUUUGAGCUUUCUCCUCCAGUCACUUUUCAGCUCCGGGCUGGCUCAGGACCCGUGUUCCUAAGUGGCCAGGAAUAUUAUGACAUUUCAGACCUAACCUGGGAAGAGGAAGGAGGAGACGAGGAGGAAGAAUCGGAGGAGGAGGAGGAAGAGGAGGAGGAAGAGGAUGAGGAUGUAGACAUAUCUGUGGAGGACAGCCCUGUCAAACAUGCCAAAAGGCCAUCAUCGAGCCAGAAGCAGACGAGCGUUGCCAAGAAAAAAAAGCUGGAAAAAGAAGAAGAGGCAGCGAGACCCAGUGCGAGAGACAAGAGCCCAGUGAGGAAGCCCAAACCCACGCUCAAACCCAAGAAGCCAGUGUCUAAGAAAUGAGGAGCCGGGGCCUGAGAGACCCCCGUGCAGAGCGGGCCUUCCCCGGGCUGUGCUGCGUGUGCAGGGUGCCCCCCGCCCAACCCUCUCCCUUUGAGCCUGCAUGUGACAGGGGUGUUGGGGGAGGUGACACCACAGCCUCUCACCCCAACUCUCCUUUUGCAGGAGGCCCUGGGGAGAAGAGCCUAACCUCAGGGCCACAAUAAAGUUUGCUUUGUCAGGA